AUGAAGCAGGGCACUACUCCAGUAAAAACUGUAGCAAAAAUGGAAAUUGGGGAGCUCAACAUGCUGAGUGCAAAGGAUCUCUUGGCUUUGCCUGUGACCCACUGCUGGCAUGACCUGGAUAAUACGGAAUUUGACUGUUGGCCAGUGGAGCAGCCCAAUGAGCAGAAUAUGAUUGAUUGCAUGGGUCUGGAAAUGGCUUGGAUUAUAAGGCCUCCUGAGAAAGUUGUCAGCGGGCAUGAAUUUAAUGUCACUUACUCCGUCUCUGUACCAGACAGUUUUUACCAGAAAGCAGUGAAUCAGAAGAUAUUGCUCUUCAGAUAUUUCCAAAUUCGGCACACUUUUAAGGCCCAGUUUGGUACACUUUCUCCUGUCCUUUCCACAAUGACAAUUGAAGAGACCCUCAUAGCUGAGCAACCGAUAAAGUUGGUGUCCAGGCUAUACAGAAAUCUUCUAGCCAGUGUCCCCCCUCCAUUCCAUACAGCUCAGGUACGAUGGAAAACAAACAUUCCAGAGCUGUCCCAGGAUGACUGGGACGAAGCAACAGAAACUAUGUAUCAAAGCUUAAUAGCAAUAAGGGAUAGACUGAUACAGUACAAGGUGUUCCAUCAACUAUAUAUCACCCCACUUAAACUAAAGGCAAUGGGUAAGAAGGACAAUGACUCCUGCCCCAGAUGUGGAACUCCUGAAGCCAACUUUCUACACAUGAUCUGGUCUUGCCCAAUUAUAAAUACUUACUGGUCGCAAGUAAUGGCUUCGCUAGCAAACACACUGGAGUUCCCACAUAUACUCUCCCCCACUGUGUGUCUUCUGGGCGUGGUGGAACACCUUGUACCCACUACUCAGCGUGGGAUCUGUGGACCUUGGAUCCCUGACGAUGGCAAGAUUGUUACUCACACAGUCUCUCAGGCAGGAAAAAUGACCCAGUACAACUGGACUAGCAAGGUUGUAUUGGUCCACCUGGGUGUGACGUCUCUGAUUGCUCACAUCAAAGUUGGUCUUUUUCAGGCUGCUUUAGAGGCAAAGUCUACUGUUCUCAGCAGCACAGUGUGUGGAGAUCACAUCUGUAGCCCAGAAGAAAACUGUGCCUUGUGUCCUGCUGACUGCGGUCCCUGCCCAAUGCCAUCGUCCAUAAAGAUCGCUAUUGUCCUGCCCCUGGCUUUAUUCUGCACUGGCUUCAUAUUGGCACUUGUGUGGUUUCAGUAUCAGAAGCAGAAGAUGCUUUGGGAUGAAAGUUGGAUUCUGACAGUGAAAGAUUUACCAGGUGACACAUUUCAUUGUGGACUUGGCAGUACAUUAAGUCUAAAAUAUAAUCAGAACCCACAACCUAGCCACCGACCUGAAAUGUUUGCCAAUACUGUAUUUAUAUGUGGUUCAUCUACAGACAACUUCAUGCAGACAGGCAUAUAUGAUGGAAGAAUUGUAGCUGUUAAGAGAAUAUAUAAGAAAAACUUUACCAUUUCUAAAACAGUUAGAAAAGAAGUUCAGCAUGUCCGAAAGUUGGACCAUCCAAACAUAUGUAAAUUUAUUGGAGGAUCUGUGGAGGGGAAUAUUUUUAUAAUAACAGAAUAUUGCCCCAAGGGAAGCCUUGCAGAUGUUCUUUUCAAUGAUGAUGUCCCUUUAAACUGGGGAUUUAGAUUAUCAUUCGCUACAGACAUUGCUCGUGGAAUGGCAUAUCUUCACCACCACAAAAUCUAUCAUGGGAGAUUAACUUCACGCAACUGCAUUAUUGAUGAUCGAUGGGUUUGCAAAAUUUCUGGUAGAGCUAUCUAUGUUUUUAUUGUAUAUGUCAUACCUGUAAAACAGUAUAUAUUCACGUCAUUUAAUUGCAUAUUUUUAGAUCAUGGUUUGAUGGUUUACAGAAGGGAUGAAUUUAAGGAAUUAAUGGAAAAAAAGUCUGCAAAUAUUUACUGUCCUCCUGAAGUCAUCAAUAGUGACAGCAAUUGGGUCAUACCAACUGCAGCAGCUGAUGUUUACAGCUAUGCCAUUAUCCUUGUUGAAAUUGCCAGCAGAUGUGAUCCAUUUCCAGGAGCUAUCUAUAUGAAAGAUGCUUCAUGGAGACCACGUAUUCCAGACCUCAGUGCUGGCAAAGCUGACCAAGACUGUCCAAACCAGGCUGACUAUUCUGAGCUAGUUAAGAAAUGUUGGGCUAAUAGUCCCAUGGUAAGACCAUCAUUUGAGCAAAUAAGGAAGACCCUGGAGAGAAUGAAUCCUCAUAAAGUGAGCCCAGUGGACAUGAUGAUGAACUUGAUGGAAAAAUACAGCAAGCACCUGGAAGCUGUAGUUGCAGAAAGGACUCAAGAUCUUCUCCAAGAAAAACAAAAGACUGACCGUUUAUUGUACAGUAUGCUUCCUAAGCCUGUAGCUGAUGAUUUACGUCAAGGUCUUACAUGUGAGGCCCAGAGCUAUGCUAAUGCCACUGUUUUUUUCAGUGAUAUUGUUGGCUUCACUUCCAUCUCUAGUGCCAGCACACCAUAUCAAGUGGUAGACUUUCUGAACAAGCUGUAUACCAUCUUUGAUGAUAUUAUUGAUAAUUACGAUGUUUAUAAGGUUGAAACCAUUGGAGACGCAUAUAUGGUUGUAUCGGGGGUACCUAAAGAAAAUGGAAUGAAUCAUGUGGCUGAAAUUGCUAGCAUGGCAUUAGAUCUUGUAUCUGUCUGUCACAGUUUUAAGAUCCCACAUAUACCUGAUAAAAAUCUGAAAAUUCGAGGUGGAAUACACUCAGGUCCUGUGGUUUCUGGAGUGGUUGGAACUAAAAUGCCCCGUUACUGUUUAUUUGGAGACACAGUUAACACAGCUUCAAGAAUGGAGUCUACAAGUGAAGCUUUGAAAAUCCAGUGUAGUUCCAGUGCAGCUGAACUGCUCCAGAAAAUUGGUGGCUACAUCCUUACAUGCCGUGGAGCCCUAAAUGUGAAGGGGAAAGGAGAAAUGACAACCUGGUGGCUUGAAGAAAAAGAGGCCUUAAAAUCUCAAAAGAGUUAACCAUACUGAUAUUCUAAAUAUACAUAUGUAUGAUGAUGAUCAUCAUACAAUUACAACAUAUAUUCAGUUUAAAAUUCAAAUAUUUUUGGACUAGAAUUUCCACUAUAAUAAAUUUAGAGGCAUAAAGAGAUCAGUAGAGAUUGCUAUUCUGUGCUCACUGAUCUCCAAGUAGUUCACACUUUUUUGUGAUUUAAAUGUAUAUUGUAUAUCAAUUGUUUAAGAAAAUACAUAAUUUUAUAGAAACGUAUAGCUUCAAUUAUGCAAUAAUAAUAUCCUAAAUGUACCCAGCUGACAUGCUGGAGAACACCAGUGGCUGACUGGAGCACUGCUAUGGUUCAUUGCACUUCUUUACCUCCACAACCCUUCCUCAGGUAGCAUUUUAUAACAUAGGCUUGACUCCUGAUGAAAAAGGGCAUUUACAACUGCAAGUUUGGAACACAAGUUGCUACGUUUUUUUGCGCACAAUGUGUAACUGUGGCCAGGUUGGGAGAUAAACCUGAUGCAAUUUUCAAAAUGAAAACUCCAUCAAAAUGACUUCAGGUACAAAUACGUUGUGGCUACUGACACUGGCUUAUGUGGGAACAACUGAGCCUGGGAAAAACUUCAGAGGUAUAUUAACAUAUUUCAGAGCAUGAUGUAUGCUAUCCUUCAUAUAUUAACCAGUUCUUUGCAGUGCUGUUUCUGUAUGUAUCUAUUAUCAUUGGACUUUGUUCCAUACUUAAUUCUAAAACUUCCUCUUUCCCAGAUUCCCUAACAGCAACUAAUGGGUUAACAUUACCCUUUCUGAGACAGACUUUCUUAGAAAGUGGCUAAUUAAUUAAGGUAAAAGUUCCUUCCCCAUACCUUGUCCCUUUCUUUUCCUGUCUGUUGAGUUUGGAUUGGCAGUUUUUCAUGUCAUUGUUGGCCCUUCAAUGUCAUUGUGAGGCCUCUGCAAAUGCAUUUGCUCUGUGCUCCAUCUCCCUUCAUAGGGGCAGAUUUACUAAAGGGCGAAGUGGUCUGUGAUAUCGUCAGAAAUUGCAUCCACAGGGACAUCGCCAAUUUACUAAAAGGCAUAAAGGACAAUUCGCUAGCGAAAGAGCACAGCACUAACAAAGUUUUGCGCCCUUUCGCCAAGAGAAUUUUCACUUAGGCGAACAAUCGUUACUCUGCAAAUUCAUUAGAGUGUGAAGUUUCCACUACGUUACCCUUUCCGCCAAAGUCUGCUUCGCCAGGUUAUACCUGGUGAACUAAUAAAAUGAAACUACAUCCACAACAAUCUUAUGUCAGUGACAUCAUAUCCUGUAUGUCGAAGUCAUAAAAAAAGACAAAAUGCUGGCUUUUUUUUACAUUUUAAAGUGGGAUUAUGUUUAAAAGUUGUAACUGUUAAAUAUAUUUUUGUUAAUUUUUUUUAACAAUUUGAAGCUCAUGCCACAUUUGUUUUAGGGUGGGCUCAUGUAUAGGACAAUAGAGGAUCUCUUUUGUCUUUAUUUUGAUUCCUUGGACAUUUUUAAUUAUAAGUGGCAACUUAUAACAAAGGCAAUGCCCUUGUUUGAUUUUAACGUGGCAGAUAAAUUAGUGAGUGCUAUUAAAGAAGCCCUAAGAUGUGGAGAAGACACAUCAAAAUUGCUGUAGAAGUUUCAGAAAGCCCAGACUUGCUGUGAAGAGAAGAUAAGUAAAGAGGCGGUAGAAUCUAAGGAUGGCGAGCCUUAGUUCUGAAGGCAAUGCCCCUAUUUGAUUUUAAUGUGGCAGAUAAAUUAGUGAGUGCUAUUAAAGAAGCCCUAAGAUGUGGAGAAGACACAUCAAAAUAAAAUCAUGUCUAAACCUAAGAAGAACAAUUUCUUUCCACUCUUAGAAAACAGAUUACAUAAAUUACACCCUUUUGUUUAAGAUCAUACCAAGUUCUUGGCUUUUCUGGUCAUAGAUGGAGCAUUGUCCUGACUGGCUAGAACUACUCUUCCAUUAGAGAGUGCUACUAGUUUAAAGACACAAUGCAAAGGAAGAUGAAUUAUUAUAUGAAAAAAGCUUACAGCGGGGUCAUUUAUCAAACAAACAGUGGCCAUUUCCUCUCUGAGUCUUUAGGUUCUGGAUUUCCAAUAUAGAGGAGUCAGUCCUUUCAAUCUUUUCAGCUGCAGAAGGAGAACAAUGUGGGUAUUUGACUUGCCUGCUAGAUCCAUUGAGGAGUCUUAGAGAAUACAUUGUAAAAUCUUGUGAAAACCUAAAAAACGCUUUGCAAUUCCAGCAGGUGUUCAGAAGGGUCUGCCAACUUCAAAGGCUACUUUAUCCAAUUGGACUGUGCCUGUAAUUAAGAGAGCCUAUAUAAAACACAAGAUGGAGAUACUAUCAGGAAACACGACAGUGGCCUGGGCAAUGUUUAACUAGCUACAUAAACAUUGUGGCUCAUUUAUCAACACUGGGUAAAUCUGCAUCUGAGCAUUUAUCUAUGGCGACCAAUCAAAUAUUUUCUUUCAUUACUCUAAUACCAGCUGACUGAAAAAAAAGUGAAUCAUUGAUUGG
Messenger RNA from Xenopus laevis (African clawed frog), 5472 nucleotides. RefSeq names its product atrial natriuretic peptide receptor 1. NCBI's taxonomy places the organism in Eukaryota, Metazoa, Chordata, Amphibia, Anura, Pipidae. The record is from RefSeq and is a predicted model, not a curated record. The transcript is spliced from 23 exons. Bases 1 to 2979 code for a protein of 992 amino acids.